This is a messenger RNA of Pestalotiopsis fici W106-1, 1077 nucleotides long. RefSeq lists its product as uncharacterized. NCBI's taxonomy places the organism in Eukaryota, Fungi, Ascomycota, Sordariomycetes, Amphisphaeriales, Sporocadaceae. The transcript has 5 exons. The coding region runs from base 1 to 1077 and encodes 358 amino acids. The record is from RefSeq and is a predicted model, not a curated record.
AUGCAUUUACCACUGCUCACAUUCACCACACUGGUGCCAGUAGUGUUGGGGCAGGCGAGAGGAGAUGGCAAUUUUCUACGUUUCGGAUGUUCUCAACUUGUUGUCGAGCGUAUUGACCCCCUCGUCGCUCCAGGCUUGAACCCAUCACCACACACCCAUCAAGUCGUUGGUGGAAACAGCUUCAACGCUACAAUGGACCCGAGCACUAUUGAUCCACCCGCACAGUCGACAUGUACGUCGUGCAUCUAUACAGCGGACAAAAGCAACUAUUGGACAGCCUCCAUCUACUUCCAAUCCCCCGAGAACGGUACCUUCAAGCGUGUUCCACAAAUGGCCAACGGCCGCCUCAAUCGAACGCUGUUGGAGCAAGACGGCGGUAUUACCGUGUACUAUAUGCGGCCGUUCAGUGGGACAAACAAGAACACGACAGUCUUCCCUCCAGGAUUUCGAAUGUUGGCUGGCGAUCCUACCCUGCGUAACCGAACGGACAGCUUUGCCAACAUCUGCCACCGUUGCCUGGCAGCCAGCGACCGUCUCAUGGGCGGCGAUGGCGCACCGUGCGAUGCGAAUGACUUUAAAUCCUUCCCUCCUAAGAUGUGCGCGGGAGGCAUUCGUGCGACUGUGAUAUUUCCAUCCUGCUGGGACGGAAAGAACUUGGACAGUCCCGAUCACAGGACGCACGUCGCAUACGGUCCCGGACAAGCGCUGGCGGGCGACCAGUGCCCCGAUACACACCCUGUCAGAAUACCACAAGUAAUGUAUGAGAUCAUGUACGACACGACCCAGUUCAACAAUCCAGACUAUUGGAAGGAUGGUAAGCAGCCAUUUGUGUACAGUUUUGGCGAUCCGACUGGUUACGGUGCGCACGGUGACUAUCUCUUUGGCUGGAAGGAUGAUGCCCUUCAGCGCGCCAUGGAUGGCCUCGGGACCACAUGCGCCAGUGAAGAUUGUACCCAGGUGCUCGACAUUCAGUCCGGAAACGACGCCAUCGCUUGUACCAAAGCCCAGCAGGCAACGGAGGAUGUGGGGUCCUCGAAUUGGCUCAAGACACUCCCGGGAGGUAUGCCGAUCAUGUAG